AACCAUUCAGAGAAAGAUUAUGGGUCACAAUGUGGAUCGCCAUUCUACCAAAAUUUUACCCGUUUAUUCUAACAGCAGAUGUCAUCAUCCUAGCGCGACGACUACAUAGAAUAACCUGCGACGUCCAUCGUGACCGGUGUUGGAAAAUACGUUUUGAAACGAUAAACAGACUGGACAGGUGAUGGCAGACCUUGGACUGAAGGAGGGGGACAGGGUGCUGCUGACAUGGACUCAGCCAUCAUCUCCUGCUGCACUGAAGGAGUUUGCUGAAAGUCUUGGCUCUAUUGUUGGUAACCAGAGUCUGGUGUCUUUGGAGAACAUGGAGAGACUACAACUUUCUUCUCAUGCAGCUUCAAGUUAUGACUGGGUUCUCUCAGGCCUUCUGGCUGAUAGCUCACCAAUCCACAGUUCUGAAAUGCUGGUGGAGAUCGCCAGAGUGAUGAAACCUGGUGGGAAACUUGUGCUAGAAGAGCCGGUAACAGGUUCUGAAGACAGCGGUGUGAGAACUGCUGGGAAAGUGAUGUCAGCUCUUAAACUGUCCGGAUUAGUGUCUGUCACAGAGGUGAAGACGGAGCCGCUGAGCCCUGAAGCAGCCGCAGCUCUGAAAGAGCGCACAGGGUUCCAGGGAAACACGCUUUCAAGGGUUCGAAUAUCGGCAUCUAAACCUAACUUUGAGGUCGGAUCCUCGACGCAACUGAAACUUUCCUUUGGCAAGAAAACAACUACAACAGAGAAACCAGCUCUUGAUCCAAGCACCGCACAAAAGUGGACUCUAUCAGCCAAUGAAAUGGAUGACGAUGAUGUGGAUUUGGUGGAUUCAGAUGCGCUUUUGGAUGCUGAUGAUCUGAAGAAGCCUGACCCGUCCUCCCUCAAAGCUUCCUGUGGGGAUGAGUCCAAAAAGAAGAAAAAAGCCUGCAAAAACUGCACGUGUGGUCUUGCUGAAGAACUGGAACAGGAGAGUAAAGCUGUUCAGAAAGCCAGCCAGCCCAAAUCAGCCUGUGGAAGUUGUUAUUUGGGUGAUGCCUUCAGAUGUGCCAGCUGUCCAUAUCUAGGCAUGCCUGCCUUCAAACCUGGGGAGAAGGUUCUGCUGGCCAACACUGAUAUAGCUGAUGCAUAGACAAUCUUUUUUGAGACAUUACAUUCCGUUAUGAUUCUGCAACAUCAAAGCCCAGAUUAGUGUCAUUUCUGUCGAAUGCACUAAAGUUACUAAAUACAUGUAUGUUAAUACAUGAAGAAAAAUGAAAAAGUUAUGCACAGUUUGUUUGUAAAUGUCACUUGCCAUGAGAUUGGUAGUCUUUAAAUAUGUCAAAUAGUAUCCAGAGAGAUCAGAUGAUUAAAUCUCAUCUUCAUGUAUAAGCAAGGAAAGACCAUUUUGAGUACAAUUUGUUUUAUUUGAAAAUCCAAAGCAGUUACUCAUGUUUUGCCUUCUGUAUAGUAGUAUGUGAUUAUUUUAAGCUAAAAUGAAAUGCUUAAUAAAAUUUGCUAAAAUAAUA
Molecule: messenger RNA, 1493 nt
Organism: Ctenopharyngodon idella (grass carp)
Lineage: Eukaryota; Metazoa; Chordata; Actinopteri; Cypriniformes; Xenocyprididae
Gene: ciapin1
Product: cytokine induced apoptosis inhibitor 1
Exons: 9
Coding region: 182-1117 (311 amino acids)
Biological process (GO): iron-sulfur cluster assembly
Cellular component (GO): cytoplasm
Molecular function (GO): iron-sulfur cluster binding
Source: RefSeq, a predicted model, not a curated record